Aphidius gifuensis is the source of this 4750-nucleotide messenger RNA. RefSeq names its product toll-like receptor 6 (gene Toll-6). The record is from RefSeq and is a predicted model, not a curated record. Gene Ontology annotation, cellular component: plasma membrane. Lineage: Eukaryota; Metazoa; Arthropoda; Insecta; Hymenoptera; Braconidae. Gene Ontology annotation, molecular function: protein binding. The transcript has 2 exons. Bases 523 to 4134 code for a protein of 1203 amino acids. Gene Ontology annotation, biological process: signal transduction.
GCCACAAGCCUUUACAUAUUUUUAGUUUUUCAUCAACUAGUAAAAAAAGUGCUAACUUAGUCAAUAAUUUAAUAAACCCAAGAUUUUUAAUUAUCAUUAUGUGAUGUUCAAAACAUGAAUCUUAAAGUUACAAUUAUUUGUCUCAUCAAAUUUUUAUUGAUUUGUGGUAAUUUAUUAUGAAUAAUGAGUUUUACAUAUAAAACAAAGUAUUAAUUUUUUUUUUCCUUCAAAACUACAAUGCAUAAGUUAUUUAUAAAGUUCAUUUAUAAAUUGUUAUAUAGUAAUUCAUUGGUGACAUACAAAACCAUAAACAUAAUAACAAAUACGAAUUAAGAUUGUAAUAAUACAAAUAAUAUAUAAUCGAAGAAAUGAAAAAUUGGCAUUAUAUGAAUUACCUAGAUUUUGCCAAAAAAACUAGAUUUCGUAAAAAAAAAAAACUAACAAAAAAGCUUGACGAAAUGGGAGAUGAUUUAAAUCUUAAUGAGAUAUUAAUAAAGCAAAAUAAAUCAAACACAUAAAAUAAUGAAGACUAGCAGGAACGUACGAUUUCUGGUAUCAAUUUUGAAACUUGCAUGGUGUACAUUACUUACUGAUAAUAAUACUUUAUUAUCAACUGCAACAUUGCUACAAAAAUUGGAUAUACCUGGACACUGUGUAGAGAACAGUGAUACUUCCCUUACAUGUGUUUAUCAUAAUCUGUAUAAUGAGAGUAUAUCAAAAUAUAAUUUUUCACAAAUUACUAAAGACAAUAUAAAAUCAUUAAAUAUAAUUUGUAAGAAUUCAGAUAAUCAAAUAAGAGUUGAUAAUUUCGAAUAUUUAUGGAAAUUACGUGAACUCAGUAUAAAUGGGUGUAAGUUGAUAUAUCGGCCUGAAAAAUUACUUAAUUGUUUUUAUAAUUUGAGAAAUUUAACAAUUAAAAAUUCAUACGAUAUUGAAUAUAAUAUUUUUUUUAAUCUUAUAACUGGUGUCUUUAAUAUGACACCUUUUAUAGAAAAAAUUGAUUUAUCAUUCAAUAAAUUAUGGCAAUUGCCUGAAAGUAUUUUUUGUAAUCUAAAAAACUUAAUUGAUCUUAAUAUUUCAUCGAAUAAUCUUAAGGAUAUCAAAGAAUUUGGUUUUUAUGAUAUAACUACAUUGGAAAGUCAAUCUAAUGAAACGUACAAAGAAUUAUUGAAAUUAAGCACUACUUCAAGAUGUUUAUUAGAUAUACAAAAUUUGGAUGCAUCAAACAACAAAAUAUCGGUUUUAUCAGCAUUUGGAUUUUCAAAAUUGAAACGAUUAAAUACACUCAAUGUUUCUAGCAAUAUUAUAAAUAUUGUUGAUGACAAUGCAUUGCAUGGCUUAAGAUAUCUUAAAAUAUUUGAUUUAUCAAGUAAUAAAAUUGUUGCACUACCAGCAUUAAUGUUUAAUGAUGCUAGAAAUACAAUUAAAGAAUUAUGGCUUCAAAAUAAUUCAAUAAAAGCACUAGCACCCGGUCUUUUUAUUGAAAUGAAUCAAUUAGUGUCUCUAGAUUUAUCAAUGAAUGAAUUGACCAGUUCUUGGUUAAAUUCUAAUACAUUUUAUGGUUUAAUACGUCUUGUUUUAUUGAAUUUAUCCUGGAAUAAACUAACAAAUAUUGAUUCAGAAUUAUUUAAAGAUCUUUAUACAUUACAAAUACUUGAUUUACAUCAUAAUCAUAUAAAAAUGAUACCAUCAAAUACAUUUUUAUCAAUGAAUAAUCUUCACACAUUAAAUCUUGCACAUAAUAAUUUAAAUUAUCUUGAUGCAUAUUCAUUGAAUGGUUUGUAUGCUGUAUCAUUGGUUUAUUUUGAUUCAAAUUCUUUAACGAGUAUUCAUAACGAUGCUUUUUCAAAUUGUUCAAGUAUGCAAGAUUUAAAUCUUGCAGGUAAUAAUUUAAAAAAUAUACCCAUUGCAUUAAAUAACAUGAGAAUGUUAAAAACACUUGACAUUGGAGAAAAUAAGAUCGAUAAAUUAACUGGUUUUCAUGGUAUGCCAAAUCUUUAUGGAUUACGUAUAAUUGGUAAUAAUAUUGUUCAUAUAAAAAAUAAUGAUUUAUCACAAUUAACGUCAUUACAAAUUCUUAAUUUAUCUAGAAAUAAAAUUACUAGUAUUCAAAGUUUAGCAUUUCAAAAUAAUAAAAUGCUUCAAGCAAUACGACUUGAUCGUAAUAAUCUUAAAAAUAUUUCUGAUAUUUUUACAAAUAUAUCCAGUAUUAUUUGGCUUAAUAUUUCUGACAAUAUGAUAACAGAAUUAGAAUAUACUAAUUUACCAAUAAAUAUUCAAUGGUUAGAUUUGCAUAAAAAUCAAAUAAAUCAUGUUAGCAUUGCUCCAAAAACAUUUCAUCUUCAAUCAUUAGAUUUAUCAUUUAAUAAAUUAACAAAAAUACAUCCAAAUUCAUUGCCAGAUUCAAUAGAAUUACUUCUUAUGAAUAAUAAUAAACUUCAUACAAUUGAACCACAAACAUUUCAUAAUAAAGUAAAUUUAACACGUGUUGAUUUAUAUGCAAAUCAAAUAAUGAAAAUGGAUUUUUCUGUAUUUCAUUUGAAUCAUAUUAAUGAUGGUCAUAAAUUACCAGAAUUUUAUAUCGGUGGUAAUCCAUUAGUAUGUGAUUGUACAAUGGAAUGGUUACAAAGAAUAAAUUCAUUACAAAUUGGAAAAUAUCCAAUAAUAAUGGAUCUUGAUUCUGUAUAUUGUCAACUUCCUUAUAAUAGAUAUUAUUCAUUUAUUCCAAUAUUAGAUGCAAAACCAUCACAAUUUCUUUGUACGUAUACAGUUCAUUGUUUUGCUCUAUGUCAUUGUUGUGAUUUUGAUGCUUGUGAUUGUGAAAUGACAUGUCCAACAAACUGCACAUGUUAUCAUGAUGAAUCAUGGGCAUCAAAUGUUGUUGAUUGUUCAAAUUCAGGCUAUAAUUAUUUGCCUGAUUGUUUACCAAUGGAUGCAACUGAAGUAUAUUUAGAUGGUAAUGAUUUUGGUGAAUUAAUAUCACACUCAUUUAUUGGUCGUAAAAAUUUACAAAUACUUUAUACAAAUAAUAGUAAUAUAAAAACUAUAUAUAAUCAUACAUUCAGUGGUUUAAAACGACUCAUAAUACUUCAUCUUGAAAAUAAUAAAAUAACACAACUAAGUGAUAUUGAAUUACAACCACUUGAAAAUCUUAAAGAAUUAUAUCUUCAAAAUAAUAAACUUUAUUACAUUGAUGACGACCUAUUUUUAGCUUUACAUCAUCUUGAAGUAUUAAAUUUAAGAGGUAAUUAUUUACGUACAUUCGGUAUUUGGCAACUUAAUUUUAAUCCUUAUCUUGUGGAAAUAAGCAUUUCAAAUAAUCCUUGGAUGUGUGAGUGUACAUACAUUAAAAAAAUGUAUGAAUGGAUAUCAAAUAACAAAAAUAAAAUUUUAGAUUUCAAUUUAAUAACAUGUGAAUUCAAUAUUUCAAUUAAUGAAUCUACAAUUGAUUGUACAAUGAUUACAGAAACAACAUCAAUUGAAAAAAUUCAAUUAAAAAUGUAUCUAUCAUUUGGUCUUAUAAUCUUUGUCAUGAUAAUUUUACUAUUCAAUUUAAUUAAGUAUCGCAUAUCUAUAAAAACAUGGAUUGCAAACAAGUGUGCUUUUCGAAUGUGCUACAAAACAGCUGCAUUUGAAGACAGUGAAAAACCAUUUGAUGCUUAUAUUUCAUAUUCAGCUGUUGACGAAAUUUUUGUUUCCCAAGUACUGGUACCAGGUUUAUCUUCAUACAGACUUUGUUUACAUUAUCGUAAUUUAAGCUCUGAUGCAAAUUUAACUGAUGCUGUAACAGAAGCAGCUGAUGCAUCUAGACGUACAAUUCUUAUUUUGUCAAGUAAUUUUCUUAAUGGUGAAUGGGCAAGAUUUGAGUUUAAAAUAGCAUUAAAAAAUGCAUUAACAAAAAAAGGACGUUCAGUUAUAUUACUUUGUAUUGGUGGAGUUUGUUUUGAUGAUUUAGAUGUUGAUUUUAAAAAAAAAAUAUCUCACCAUACUGUCAUUGACUGGGAUGAUAAACUUUUUUGGCAAAAAUUAAAAUUUGCUAUGCCAGAAAUUAUACCAACACCAGUAAUGGAAAGACCAUUGUCUUCAUCAACUUCACCGUCGUCUCCUAUGCAUCAUGCAUUGUGGACUUCUUAACAUAUCAGAAUUAACUACUGGUGAAUGUUAAGUCAGCAAUCGGUUUAUCAAUGAUAAAAAAUUACAAUUUUAUUCAACAAAUAACUAUGGAAUCUUUCAAAUUUCUUUUGCAACCAUUCUUCAACUAAUGCUACUAUGUAUUCACUUUCAUCGUAUAAACGUUGAUUAUUUAAAUUUAAAUCUAAUAUAAAUUUGAUAGAGCGAAUGCUUUUAAUAAAAGAUUACAUAUUUUUAAUACAUUAUUCCAGAUCAUGUAAAUGAAUGAUUAAGCCAAUUGAAUUCUUUGAAUCAAAAAGUUUUGUAAAUUAUUAUUAUUAUUAUUAUUAUUAUUAUUAUUAUCAGUAUUAAAUUAUAAAAAAUAAACAGUAUUAAUAAUUUAUUCAAAUAAAUAAAUAACGAUUUUCAAAUAUUUUUACCUCUUUUUGUAUUACUUUUUAACAAAGUCUUAAUCAUUUUAAAGACAAUUAUUUAUAAUAAUGAUAAUAAUAAUUAUUAUUAUGAUACAAUUUAAUAAUGAAAAAAAAUGUAAAAUAACAUAUUAUUAAUAUAAAAAUACUGUGAUUAUUUAAUAAAUAUGUAUGAACAGAUAGGAAAUAAAAUUAGUUAUUAGGCUAAA